GCCUGUUGUGUUCCAGAACCCGCUUGUUGGCUGGGUGGCACACUGUCUGUGGAGGAGAGACAGACGUACAGCAGUGUAGGCUACUUCUUUCGAGAAUAAUAUCAGACUUGGACCCAUUGUGUAAAGACGCACAACAAAAAGCGUCAAUUUUCCUCAAAUGUCUGCGCUCUCUGUAUCAGCCAGUUGAAAAUAACAGGACUAGCUGUAGAAUUCAGACUAGUCAAACUAUUGUUCAUAACUUAAUAAAAAUGAUGGGCCAUGCACGAGCUACAAGUUGGUGAAUGUUUUGGAGACCGCGCGCGUUCCUGUCCACCUUUCCGCUUCUGAAUUACACUAAAUUGUUUCACUCCCACUGUUUUUUAAAUUAACAUAGCUUCGAGUUAUGUAGACCACCUUCAGUGCAGUCAGUUCGGGGUUAUGGCGUUGAAAUCCCCCUCCCCUGUAUUUCUCCAUGGGGAACAACAGGAGCGCGAGAGAAUCUACCUUUGGGGAGGGAAAAAACAGGCUGGCUAGGGAGUGGGGACAGCUCAUGGUGGAUAUAGGCGGAGCAGGCAUGCGCUGAGCCCGCGGGCAGAGUGGCCAACGUUGAAGUCUGCACACAGACUGUCGCACGGAAACCACCGCGCCGCUUACGUCUCCAAGCGGGCGAGGGCCAGAAAGAGAGUGAGAAAGGAGAGGGAGGGGGGCAAAUGAAAAAGCUCUGCACCGCUGUACGCGUGAGACAUCUGGAAACGACGCUCAAAGGCACACACCGACUCCGCGCACCAAUUUGGAAUGCCGUUUUUAUGAAGAUGACCAAUCUUUAACACCCUUGACCGGCGUCGUUACUCAACGAUUCCACAAUUUUAGCGUCUAUUUGAGCGAGAUAUUGUAACAUAUUUAACGUAUUUUUUCGGUUUCGUUAUCAUCAGACUCUUGACUAUAGGCGUGUUUUUAUGUGUCUGAAUCGUCAAGUUAAAAUAGCCUGUGAGACGUAUUUCCUAUGCCUAGAAGAUUUACUUUAUGGGCUGCGACAGGAUCUGAUACAGUUUUAGAACGUAACACAAAGUAGGCUACUACAUUUUCUUUCGCUGUUAAUGUUUUUUGCUAUGUUUUGACAACGGCAUUCGCCAGCUGAUCGGGAUACUUAAAACAGUAUCGUCUUCUUUUUGUCGCUUGGGACAUUACGUGAACAGACAGAGACGUCUAGUGUUUCUUUUGAAGUGACAGACGAGCAAGCGAGCGAGUACGAGGCGAGCCAGUGGAGGAGAGGAGAGACCCUGCCGUCACGUUCCGGGAAAACUGGCCUUCCUUAAAGGUGUGCGGAGCACGUGCCACAGCCGUCAUGCUGUCAUUGGACGAACCGCUAGACCUGAAGCUGCCGUCGGGCCGAGAGCGUGAGCGGGCGUCCCAGCCCCCGAGGAUGUCCAUCUGCGCCCCGCUGCACGCCACCCGCGCCCGCCAGGCUCGCUCGGCCAACGACAAGAGCGUCAUCACGCCCGUCCCACCCUCCUCUCCACCCACAGGUGUGCCGGUGUCCCCCCAGGGGAAGCAGGAACCCCACAUCCCCCCUGCCAUGGACCUGACCUCCAGACACAGCUCGGCCCCCCCUUCCCCCGUCGACGCCCUCUCCAACGGGGCUGCCAUGCACUCCUACCUUCCCAGGGAGUCUGCAAACGCCCGCUACCUUGAGGGCGGAGCCUCGGCCCAGGGCUUCCAGUUCUUCCUUCCCAUUGGUGCAGGCGGUAGCUUCCAGCUGCCGUCCUCCCUGUUUAUUGGUCGGAACGGGGAGAAGCGGGCGUCGCCCGAGCCCUCCUCAGACGAGCAGCUGGCCUGCCGCUGGAAGAAGUGCCGCCUGCUGUUUGACUCGCUGCAGGAGCUGGUGGACCACGUUAAUGACUUCCACGUGAAGCCAGAGAAGGACUCCGGCUACUGCUGCCACUGGGAGGGCUGUGCGCGCAGGGGCCGAGGGUUCAACGCCAGGUACAAAAUGCUAAUCCAUGUGCGCACCCACACCAACGAGAAGCCUCACCACUGUCCCACCUGCAAUAAGAGCUUCUCCCGCCUGGAGAACCUGAAAAUACACAACCGCUCACACACAGGUGAGAAGCCCUACAUCUGCCCGUACGAGGGCUGCAACAAGCGCUACUCCAACUCCAGCGACCGCUUCAAGCACACGCGCACCCACUACGUGGACAAGCCCUACUUCUGCAAGAUGGCCGGCUGCCUGAAGCGCUACACCGACCCCAGCUCGCUGCGCAAGCACAUCAAGGCCCACGGCCACUUUGUGGCCCAGGAGCAAGGCAUCGGUGGCCUGGGCGGCGGCAUCGGCGGUGGUAUUGGCGGUGGCGGCGGCUGCACCAGCCCCACCUCGGCUGGCAUGGAGGCCCUGCUGAAAGCCGGCCGCCUGGUGGCGACCUCGCCCACCGGCGCCGCCACCAUCAUGAGCGCGGUCGCCGGCCUCCCCGGCCCCAUCUCCAGGGGACCCAAGGGUGACUGCGCGUCCAUCAGCUCCACCUCGCCGCCGCCCGAGCUUCCCUACGUGGCCGGCGCCCACAUCGUGCUGCCCGGGGCGGCUGCGGCGGCCGCCGCCCUGCUGGGGGGCCACCACGGCCUCCACGGGCUCGGCGGGGCCUCGCUGCCCCUCUCCAACAUCGGGCCCCUGGAUCUCAGCGCCCUGGGGAGCAGCCGCGCCGCCUCCACUCCCGGCGGCCUCCAUCACUCAGCUCUGGGGCUUAGCAGCAAGGGCCUGCUCUCGCCUCUCUUCCCCGGGGCUUCGCUGGGCCUCGGGCCCCUUCUUGCCGGCAGCAGGGUAGCAGGAGGAGCAGCCAGGGGCCGGAAGAGGGUCAGGGAGGAGGAUGAGGAGGACGAGGAUGAGGAAGAGCGCAUGAUGAUGAUGGAGAAUGGGGAGGAUGGGGAGGAGGAGGAGCUGGGGUUCGGACGGGAUCCCAUGUCCUGGGUCGUCAUCCCUCCCGGAAUGGUGGUGCUGAGGCCAGCUGUGGUCAGCUAAAAGGUCGACCCCUUUCCGGAAAGGGUACGCUCUGUACGCCGUGCGUGUGUGUUUACGUGUGUGUGUGUGUGUGUGUGUGUGUGUGUGUGUGUGUGUGUGUGUGUGUGUGUGUGUGUGUGUGUGUUGAAGGAGAAAUGAGAAUGAGUGUGUAUGGCUGUGCAGAGAUUUUUUUUGCGGGAGUGGGGUGGCAGGGGUUGUUUUUCCCCACCAUUACAACACAUAUUCAUGGACAGACAUUUUUUUUUGGACAGAGGCUUUUUUUUUCAUUUGCUCUGAUUUGUUUUUCAAUGAAAGCUAUAACAAAAUAAUCCUACCCAUUCCCUAAAGAAGAUUUACAAAAAAAAAGAUUUUGAAGAAGCUAUGGGACAGUUUACUUGAACAUUCCUACCUGAGGCCAAUGAGAUAUAAGCAUGUCUUAACCUCCCUCACCUGUUGGAUGGGUGAGACCACACAAGAUGGACCACAAAAUGAAGACGAUAGACAAUGUUUUUUUCUCGUUUGUUUGUUUUUGUCGAUGGACAACAGCCUAAGCCAGUUGCCGUUGGUGUGACUGAAAUGUCCGUAAAAAAAAAUAAGCCAUUGGGUAAAAAGAGGUUCAUUGCGACUUUUGUGACAACGAUAAUGUCCGCCAUUUUUGUUUCCCAACAUGCACCUUGUAGAAAUCUUCAUCGCCUUCACUGUGGAACUUUGACACAGACUUGGACAGGGUCAACAUUGGGACGACACUCAUUUUUAAUUGUCCUUCUCUCUCUCUCUCUCUCUCUCUCUCUCUCUCUCUCUCUCUCUCACCUACUCUCUCUGACACAUUUCCCUACAACAGAAUUUACAUUCCCGCUGAAGUCAUCACAAUGAACUCUCACCCGUGAUGAUGGUGAAGAAACAUUGUAGUAACACGUGGGACAAAAAACACAAUGUAACAAAAGAACGUUGUGAGGGGAAACAAGGUAACUGCAACAUGGAAACGUAACUAUUGACAGGAUACAUAUGUAUUUCCAACAAAAGAAAUUGGAGAGAGAGAGACAACCCUUUACUGGCUUGUAAGGGGUCCUUCAUUAAACUUCUACCUGACUUGAGGAGGUCAUUAACUGACAGUUCAGCAAACCUAACAGUCCCCUUAGGCUGUAUGACAAAGCAUUCUUUUGCACUUUAUCUAGAACCAGUUUUACAAAAUCUCUACUUCAUCAUGACGUAGCAAACAGAAAAAAAAACGUUUUUUUUUGUUUGUUUUGUUUUGUUUGCAGUUUGGUUUUACAAAUGUUCUUAGACGACAUGUCGACGUCUCAUAUCUCAAAUGUACUUUAAUAUGAAUUUACGUUGUUAGGGGUGCUCUCUCUUGAGUCUCUGUAUGAAAAGUGAUACUAUUUGUAUGUGAUUUCUAGACAAGACAAACCCCAUGCAAUAGUGUGGUGCAAAAUGGAACAGUUCUUACGACGGACCAUGGGCUUUCAAUGUUUUGAAACCAAGUUGAAUACUUUGCUUAUUUUUUACGUUUGUGGCAUUGAGUUACCUUGCCGCUUUCGCCACCUCCUCUUUCUUCAUAUAAAAAAUGGUAGAAGUUGACCUUCCACUCAGAAAAGCCUCGGAAUGAAACUCUUGGUGGACAAUCAUUGCAUUUUUGCUGCUUUUAUUGCACAGUAAUUAACAAAACGUUAGCUUAGCAUAACACAUCUGUGAAAAUGAAUUUAAUGUAAACUGAGAGAAGAGAAUAUAUAUAUAUAUACUAUAUAUGCUAUCCAUAUUAGGCUACUAGCGGUUUUACUGCUGUGACACCUGGACUAUUCAACUGCUUAAAUAACACAAGAUGUAUGAAGAUGCCUGGUCUCCCUGAAAAACAAACACAAAAAAACAAAGAAACAGUUGACAGAAACAAUUUGAUUUUGCUAGUAAAAAACCCCACAAAAUACCACAAAAUUCCGUCUCAAACUAAUGUUUUAACUGAGUUCGGCCCACCGUGUUUCGGCGUCAUCAGUGAGAGGCCAUAUUACAGUAAGCACAAGCCUUGUCUAAGAGGUGUUGUAUGUCAGUGGCUCAUGGGACCAGGUUUUUGUUAUCAGUCAUGAGUCUUGGACUUGACAAACAUGCCCUUUACACAUACCCGGGUAUUUUGAUAAACAGACAUUUUCCUUCCGUCCGUUUUCCCAAAUCCGUUUUCACACCAUCUGUGAAUCCAUGUGAGCAUGCAGUCGAGAGCUGCCAGUGUCAGGGGAAGGAGGUAAGCCAAUCAAGUAUGUUCAUCUCUGUGUACGUGCAAACACAAAUACAAAUACAAAAACCACCAUUUUCAAAAAUCUCCACUUUUGCCGGACAUUUUAGAAAGAUUUUUUUUCAGAAGGAAAAUAUUUGUUUCCUUUAGAUAUACGUGAAAGGCUCAAACGAGGGGAAAAGUCUCAGAUUACAAAAAAAAUACCCGGGUAUGUGUAAAGAUGUUGAAAGGUAUGUUUGUGGCCUACCUUUUCAUGUCCAACUGAAUUAAACACUUGGCGAUGAGGAUGCAGCAUUCCUGAUUUUACAUUACCCCUGUUUACACGUACGUAUGUGGAUAUUUUUGUAAGUGCAAAAUGGUUCCGCCUUCUGUUUACACGUAAACAGAAUUUUAGCUCCCUGAAGUGGUUUUAAGUAAAUAUGUCUACAACACACCUGUCACAAUGGUGUUUUUGUUUUGUAUCCACAUGGCGUGUUCAUAUGAAAACGGAUGAAAAAAAAUCCGCUUUUAAAAAUAUCUGCAUACUUAGAUAACCAGGACCUAAAUGCAGGAAUGGCUACUCACAUGGAUUUCAGUCCGAGCAUCACCUUUGACACUCAGUAUUUGACCUAUAAUAAUGCAGUACGCUGUCUUACGCUGGCUUAUUACUGGGAAGCCACAUGAUGUUAUGUUGUUUCUGUUUGCACCAUUGUGGCUGUGCAGUAUGUGUUGGACUAUAGAGUCAUUUCAGCUAAACGGCUGAUAGAAAUCAUUCUAUUAUAUUUCUGUGAUGACGAAACAUUUUUUAAUGUUGAUCGUAUUAUUCUCUUUUUUUUAUCGCUCUUUUGUCACGUAUUGCUGCUCUGUGCUUCCAUUGACACGGACCUGGGUCACGGUCCACACCCUGAUACAAGUAUGUAAACGUUCACAGAUAAGCAUCCACUUACGGUAAUAAUAGAUUUCUCUUAUUUGAAAUCAUCAGCUGUGCAUUUUUUGUGUGUGUGUUUUUUUUAACCAAUUUAGCUGUUGUUUUUUUAUUUGCACAUAAAAGAUAUUUAAGUAUCAGUAUUUUGAUGGUCGAAAGUGCCUUCUAUUUAGGUGAAAGUAGACAACAAACAUACGGUGUAUGAGAUGAUCAUUUAUGUAGAGUUGUCUUUGUUUAGAUGUCUACACCCCACCCCCAACCCACCCUACCCAAAUCUUUGUAUUUACAAGAGUGAGGGAUCUAUGAAAGUUUAAACGUGUGCAAUCUUGUCCCUCUCCAAUGCUCUCUCCUGUUGUAAAGGAUAUAUUUUGUAAUUUGUCUUAAGAGAAUAGGUCUAAUUGUUUUCUUCCUCAACCAGACAUACAAAAUAGUAAUGCCUUCAUAUUUGGACCCAAGUCACACUUAAGGGUGUACAGACCCUAGCUGUACAGAGAGACCAAAUGCAGUAAAGGUGGCGGAAAUAGUUGACUUUGUAUCCUCUUUAUCAUCCACGGUUACAAAGGUGGCGCCAAAUCAUUCAGGCCAUGGGCUCGCUAACCGGAACUAGCAGACUAGCAGAAAUUCAGCGAAAGCAUGCCGAGGUUGACAUGCAGGGCGUAAUAAAGUUGACAGAAGAGAAGUUCCACAAGCAUUUUUGGGCAUCAAAUGCAUCAAAAAAAGAAGUGAAACGAAGCUGAACUUUAUGAGCAAUGACGCAGUUCAGCGGAAACCAAUUGGAAUGCGUAUCCCAAACAUGACUGCUAUUGGUCUCUUGCUGCUAUUGCUGCUAUUGGUCUCUUUGUACAGUUUGUAUGACCCAGGGUUGCCAGGGGCUUCAAACUAUUACCUGAGCAACACAAUGAAAAACUUUUUUGAAAAUUGAAAUAUUGUGUUUUGGUAUAAAGAGCUCUUCAUACAUAAAUUAUUCCACGUCUGAUCCCACACCAUACUGUGUAGAAAUUCAGUUUUAGAUUUAGUUUUUGAUGUACUGACAAUCAGUGGACAUUCACAUCUGUGAAGCCAAACGAUAAGAGUUGUAUUCAUGCACUGUCUCAAUUGUCCUUUUUUCAAAAGACCUUUCAAACUGUUGUAAUGACAAUAAAUCUUCAAUUUUGACUAUUGAGGAGAUAAAUUCAUGCAAGUAAAUUAAGCAAAGUGAUGCAAGACACAAAGUCCAGUGCUCCAUCCUAACACAUUCCAAUUUUAUUUUGUACAUUCCAGUUUCAUUUACCGUCUGUUGGUUCAAUGUCUUAGUUUUUUUUUUUUAAAGGUUGGUAAGGACUUCUAUACAGCAAUAUCGCGACAUAUAAAAAAAUGAAUUAGGCCUAUAUUCUAUAGAAGGCAAUUUUUAAAAAACCUAUCACUACAAGUAGCCUAUAACUAAAUCCAGAGUAAGGUCAAGUUUUGUACGGUAGUUCUGAAAUUAUCACAGGUUAGUCUUACAGUAUUGUAAAAAGUCUCUAUACAGAGAAGCAGUGCAGUGCAGCUGUCUGUUUUUGUCCUUUUUUAGAUUACACUCAGUGAGGUGGGAUCAGAUGUGACUUCAUAGUAAUGCUUAGGGUCUUGUUUUUGUGUGUGCUUAAAAACUGCUCUUAAAACAAUCAGGCCCAAUGUACAUAGUAAAUUUUGCACUGUGCCAAUUCAACACAGCUGAAUUUUAACAUUGAUAGUGUUGGUCCCAUACUCUCUGCAGUGUUAAACUAACACGGCAAUAUUUACUAUGUAAAAUGCACUUUUACACAGGAAUGACCCUCUCAAGGUAAAAAUGUGGAGGCCCUUAGACAGGGAAGUCUCACACACAACCCCAAACCCAACCACCUAUGUUUCUCCCCUUUUUAAGCCAUCUUUGCGUCAGCUUUGUUAUCAACGGUAACGACAAUGGCAGUGAUGUCAGAUUGAGAAGAAUGACACUAAUGGUGUUAAUAAAACAGCAUUUGGCAAACA
This is a messenger RNA of Engraulis encrasicolus (European anchovy), 8079 nucleotides long. RefSeq names its product GLIS family zinc finger 2a (gene glis2a). Gene Ontology annotation, biological process: regulation of transcription by RNA polymerase II. The transcript has 7 exons. Lineage: Eukaryota; Metazoa; Chordata; Actinopteri; Clupeiformes; Engraulidae. The coding region runs from base 1325 to 2989 and encodes 554 amino acids. Gene Ontology annotation, cellular component: nucleus. Gene Ontology annotation, molecular function: DNA-binding transcription factor activity, RNA polymerase II-specific; RNA polymerase II cis-regulatory region sequence-specific DNA binding. The record is from RefSeq and is a predicted model, not a curated record.